Pangasianodon hypophthalmus (striped catfish) is the source of this 2327-nucleotide messenger RNA. It is a transcript of the gene gbx2, whose product is annotated as gastrulation brain homeobox 2. The coding region runs from base 597 to 1589 and encodes 330 amino acids. Gene Ontology annotation, molecular function: RNA polymerase II transcription regulatory region sequence-specific DNA binding; DNA-binding transcription factor activity, RNA polymerase II-specific. Lineage: Eukaryota; Metazoa; Chordata; Actinopteri; Siluriformes; Pangasiidae. Gene Ontology annotation, cellular component: nucleus. The transcript is spliced from 2 exons. Gene Ontology annotation, biological process: regulation of transcription by RNA polymerase II; regulation of nervous system development. The record is from RefSeq and is a predicted model, not a curated record.
CACAGACAGAGAGCUGGAGGAAAGUCAGUGCGCUUCUUCCCGGUUCAUAGAAAGUUAAAGGAACUGGAGGUGGACAACAGCGUCUAAGAUACAACGAAAGGUUCCUCGGUGAAUGGCACUUUUUUUUUUGCGCAAAUUGACUUUUUAACAUUAGUAUUCUGCUCCUCGCAUGGAGAAAAGACCUGAAACGCAGGCGCAGUGAUUUCACUCAGGAACCGGACCAGCGGACAGACUGUGGCGGGAUUACCGGCGCUGCGGCUGGGACCGGCGCUCACCUCUGCUGCUGCUGCUGCUGCUGCUGCUUCUGCUUCUGCUGCUGCUGCUGCUUCUGCUGCUGCUUCGGAGACACAGGAACCUUCUUCCUCUGUGCUUUUGGCUCUCACCUGACUGACACACACACUCACACGUACACACACUCACACACACACACUCACACACACGCACACACUCACACACACACACUCACACACACUUUGUCGGGAUUGUAACGCGUUAAAGUGAUUGUUGCGUGUGGAUUUGGUGCGGGUGAGAGUUGCGGGAGAGCCUGUGACUCAGUGUAAACUUCUUGAACUUGUCAGUGUGUAGUAGAUGAGCUUAUGAGUGCGGCGUUCGGUUCGUCCUUCGCGAUGAUGCAGCGUCCGGUGGGAAACACCACUGCCUUCAGCAUCGACUCGCUCAUCGGCGGCUCCCAGCAGCCCAGUCCGGGACACUUCGUGUACACCGGCUACCCCAUGUUCAUGCCUUACCGCUCCGUGGUGCUUCCUCCUCCUCCUCCUCCUCCUCCUCCUCCUGGUCUGACUCAGGCGCCUCCUCAUCAUCAGCUCGCCGCUUUACCGGCCGCUAUACCGGGCGCUUUCUGCUCCAGUCUGGCGCAGGGCAUGGCGCUCACCUCCACGCUCAUGGCCAGCCUGCCCCAGCACCCGGAAGCGGCCCGGAAGUUCGGCACGCAGGCGCUGCACGCGGCCUUUGACAAAUCCCAUGAGAUCCGACUGGACGCGGAAGACGGCAAAAGUUUCCUGAGCAAAGAGACCGCUGCGCUUCUGCCCUUCCACGAUGAGCCUCUGCAGUCCGCUACAGUACGAGGUCACGGCAAAGACGAUGCCAAGGAAGACGAGUGCACCAGGAAGGACGAGAGCUUCUCCAUGGACAGCGACCUUGACUACAGCUCGGAUGACAACAUGGCUCCUGCAUCCAACCCUCUGUGUGCCAAAGAGGACGGCGAGGCGAGCGCGGGGCUGGAGGAGAGCGCGCGCUCCGGGAGCGGCGCCUCGGGCGGGAAGAACCGCAGGCGGCGGACGGCGUUCACCAGCGAGCAGCUGCUGGAGCUGGAGAAAGAGUUCCACUGCAAGAAGUACCUGUCACUGACAGAACGCUCGCAGAUCGCGCACGCCUUGAAACUCAGCGAGGUGCAGGUGAAAAUCUGGUUUCAGAACCGCAGGGCGAAGUGGAAGCGCGUGAAGGCGGGGAACGUGAACACCAAGGCGGGAGAGCCGUCCCGAAACCCCAAAAUAGUGGUCCCCAUUCCCGUGCACGUGAGCCGCUUCGCCAUCCGGAGCCAGCACCAGCAGCUGGAGCAAGCCAGACCGUGACAUGCCUGGGCUCUGGACCAAAAACCAACUUAACUAACGCGAGGGACUUGUUUACAAAAGCCACAUGUGAAAUAUGAACAGAGCGCGUUUACACGCGGAUAUCUGCGUUUAUUAUCCUGCAGCAGGAAGCUGCGUCGCUCUGAGUGAACCGCAGACUUGUGUACUAAAUCAUGCAGCAAAAUAGCACACCUCCAGAAGUGACACUAUAGGUAGUGUGCUAUUUUGACUUACAGUGUAACGCGGUUUGAGACGCAGCCCAAGUUCUGGUAACUGGGCACACAGACAGGAGCACACACUCAGAGAGAGAGAGAGAGAGAGAGAGAGAGAGAGAGAGAGAGAGAGAGCUGCUGUGGACCAAAUGAUGAAUAAAUUAAUUCCCUGUAGAUUUCAAAGAACGCAAGAAUGUGAAGUUCUCUUUCGUUUAGUUUCUCUGUAGUGUUCACUCUGUGUGUGUGUGUGUGUGUGUGUGUUUAACAGAGAUGAUGAGGUGAUGUAUUAAAUGGAGCACUUUUCUGGCUCUGAUCUGAAGCACUGAAAAACAGUCAUGCCUUGGAGAUUCUGCUCUGUUCUGUUAAUACGGGCUUUUAUUGGUUAUGAUUAAUAUUCAUUAGUUUUCUUCAUUUUCUUCUUUCUGAUUAUUUUAUCUUCAUGGGGGCACGCUGCUAAUUUAUUUGAUAUUGUGCAAAGAGUUGCUAACAUGCGAAGAGUUUAUUGAGUUGAGAUUGUGUGCAUUAAAGU